Molecule: messenger RNA, 4258 nt
Organism: Anneissia japonica
Lineage: Eukaryota; Metazoa; Echinodermata; Crinoidea; Comatulida; Comatulidae
Product: RING finger protein 10-like
Exons: 17
Coding region: 364-2838 (824 amino acids)
Biological process (GO): positive regulation of transcription by RNA polymerase II
Molecular function (GO): metal ion binding; transcription cis-regulatory region binding
Source: RefSeq, a predicted model, not a curated record
AUCCAUGUUUUACAUGAUACUGCACCGGGCGGCUACUACGCCAUUUUAUAUAACGAAGCGACGUUGAAUGCGAAGAAAUUUCUUCCAAAAUUGGUCUUCUAUUGACCAAAUUUUGGAAAAAGCUAGAAAAUAAACAGGCUUGUGCACUUAAGCACAAGUUAAGUAGGUUUAUAGCUCAAUUUUUAUAAGAUUUGCAAUUACUCUGCGGUCAUUACUUGGACAGCAGAUUGUUUUUCUUUCGUUGACUUGUGCAAUCAUGGAGCAGUGAAAUGAAUCCCAGAAGUCCAGUCAACAGUUCGUCUCCUUUUGGGGUAAACAUCCCACCAAGGCCUACCACUAGGCCAUCUUCACACUCAAUAGUCGAUGCUAGGAGAGGAAGUAGAAAUGGAAGUGAAACCUUCACCUCGUCUUUUGACAAGCAAUGGCAAUGCCAAAGGCACUCAACUUGAUAAAGCCAAAGACAAUUUUCGUACGCCUGGGAAUGGAUCUCAGCGUUACAAUAAACGCCGAGACCCUGCCCAGCAAAAACCAGAGUCUACCAGCUCAGCUCGAAAGCCUCAACCUCAGAAGUUUAAAGGCCUUGAUAAACGGCCAAGAGGACGAAAUGCUCAAUGGAAUGGUAGACGUGACGAGGUGACACAGGUCCAGAGGGUUGAGUAUGGCUCAGCCUUGCCAAAUGGGCCAAAGAAGGUUAACCUCAACCACCUGAUCAACUUCACAUUCCUACCCCGUGAUUCUUAUGGAGAUGGAACUGGAAGUGGUGGUUCGCUUAGUGGUCGCAACAGAUGGAAUCGUAGAAGACCUCGGUAUAAUAAGGAACAAUUUUUACAGGCAAAUUGCCAGUUUGUUGUAAAGGCCGACCAUGAUUACACAGUGCAUGCAGCAGAUGCUGAUAUCCUAGUGGAGUGGGAGCUGAUUGAGCAAGUCCGUAUCUUCAGCCAUGAAGAGCCCAGUUGUCCGAUCUGCCUGUACCCUCCAACGGCAGCCAAGAUCACACGUUGUGGCCAUGUCUACUGCUGGUCAUGCAUUCUACACUACCUGUCCCUUGGGGAUCGAAGUUGGAGAAAAUGCCCAAUAUGUUAUGAAUCAAUCAUUGGGAAGGAUUUGAAAAGUGUAGUCACUGUAGCAACUCACAGCUAUUGUGUUGGAGAGCAAGUUACCAUGCGUUUGAUGAAGCGUGAAAAAGGCUCAGUGGUAGCAGUUCCUGUCUCGCACAAUUUGCAUAAAAUGAAUGAUCCAUUCAAGAUGGGAGAUGCAGUCACCAAGGAAAGCUUUGUGAAGCUUCUCACAACAACACAAUCACAGAUUCUAGCAGAGAUCAUCAUACCAGAGAAAGAGAUUCUUCAAGUUCAGUUAGCGACAUGUGAAGAGGAUUUUGAACGUACAUUUGUAGAGGCUGCCAUAAAGCUCCAUCAAGAGAGAGAAGAUGCUUUAAUAUCUCAGACUGUGGUGCCAACAGUUAUAGAUCAUGUGGAGACUGCCAAUCCAGUUGAACAGGAUGUUAAACACUUGAAUCUUACCACAGAGUCUAAGAAUUGCUUUGCUUAUGCAUCUGCAUUUUCAGAUGAGGAAGAUGUUGAAGGAAAAAAAUCACCUUCUUUAAACCCACAAAUGGAUGCGUCACUUGGCUUAGAGAACCAGCAAACGACAGUUCAAAAGUUACCUGAAACACAAGCCACGGAGAAAGAUGGGAAGUUUAAAGAUAGUGAUAGCAAAGAUGAUGAACUUAAGGAAGGUGAUGUUAAAGUUGACAAGCAAAAAGAAGGCGAUACAAAAGAAGACAAGCUUAGAGAUGGUGAUAGUAAGGAUGGUAUGAAGGCAGAAGUAGAGAGAAAUCGACGUCGUCGACAAAGCAGUGAAAAUGAACAUACAUAUUAUUUUUACCAAGCUGCUGAUAGUCAACACAUGUACAUCCAUUCUUUGAAUGUCAGGUGUUUGGUCAAUGAGUAUGGAAGCCUUGCCAAAUGUCCGGAAACAAUCACAGGUGAAGUCAUUGAGAUUGACCACAUCACUAUGACUGAGGAACUUAGAAAGCGAUUCCGCUAUCUUAAGCACUUGCCGUUAACUUGUGAGUUUUGUGUGUGUGAGCUUAGACUGAAGCCACCUAUCAUCUCAAAAGAAACCAUUAAGGCAUUUUCUGAUGACUUCCACAAAAAGAAACGAGCUCGAGAUAAGAAAGUGCGGGAAGAGAAGAAAAGAGCACAGAAAAUUGAACUGGAAGAGGGUCGAAAGCAAGGCUUAUACCCAUCACCUAGUAUGUCAAUGCGGAGCCACACCCACUUUCCAGAAUUCUCUACACCUCAGCCAUCAAUUGAUGAGGAAUCAUGUGUGCGAUCAGUCUCACCAACAUCGUCUGUUGAAUCAGGUUCCAUUGUCCACGAUGAGAGUGCUGUAUAUGAACGUGGGCAUGGUGAUAGUGCAGUUGUAAGCAGUGUUGAUGUUGCAAGUAGUGCCUCUGAUGUUUCGAUGAGUACACCAUCUUUUGCACAGAUGUUAAGAACAAGUCCUGUUAAGACAGAAGCCUGGCCUAAUCUGUCAUCUCGGAAUUCUAAACCCACUGUGGUAUCGGCUGCACUUUCCUGGCCUAAGUCACAUGGUGCAGGAGUUUUGGAUGGCAGUGAUGAAGAGAAUGAGGAUUAUGUACCAGUGCCAACGUACAAAGACUCCUUUAGUAAUGCCAUCCAGGUUGCACUUGAUAAGGCAGCAGUAAGAGGACAAGGCUCUCUUGUUGAAGACCCACUCUCAUCAUCUGAUAGCCCCAAGGGUAAAAAAGGCAAGAAAGGGAAAAAGAAACAAAAGCAACUGCUUUUCUCGACUGCGGGACAGCGCUUCAAGUAGUUGCAACCUGAAGUACAAAAGCGUAGUAUCUUCAACAAGUCUGGAAAAUAGAAUAUAAGCCAAUAUAUUAUAUAGGGCAGUGUUUGAUGUGUAAAGAUUGUAAGUACCUGCAUUUAAGUAUGAUAUUAAUGCUUAGCCUCUCAACAUUGGUCCGUGAUGAUACUGUAUAAUGAAAUAAUAGGUUUGAAUGGCAUGGACAAAACUGUUGUUUAUAUUCGAUUAUCAUAGCAUUGCUUGAACUUUUUCCAAAUGCUUGCCUUAUGAAACAAAGUGCGAAGACAAUAUUCAGUUUUGUUUAAUGAAUAUCAGAUUUUAUUUAGAUAUGGUGUGUUCAUGACACUGACUGUCUAAUGGUUAAGGCAUUAUAUUAUGUAAAUUUCUACAUAUGGUUAAAGGCUAGAAUGCAAAGUUUAUAAUAAUGAUGCCUUCCACUUGUUAAAUGUUAAGAAUAAAAUAUGUAUUGGGAUGAAUGUAAUAUAUCUUAAGCUAGAACCAUUAAGUGUUUACAGUGUAACAUAUCUAGAUCUGUCAGUGUUUUUGAAUUGUUCCAAGACAAGAAAUGUUGUUCUUUCUUUAAGAGUGAAUGUAAUUUUAAGUGGUAGUCUCCACAGUUCAUUCAAACUAUUUACUACAGUAAUAGAAGGAUGAAUAUGAACUUGCAUUUAACACAUAAAUUAAAGGGACUGCAUUAUUGUAUCUGUAUAAUAAUUCUUAGUUUCUAUAGUAGAGAGUACAGUAUAUUAAAAUUUCGCAGCUAUAGUAUAUGUUUUGGUUUUUUUUUACACUCAAGUUUGCGGUAAGAGAAAAAUGUAUAGUACAAAGUAAAUUACAAAUAUAUGUUAUAAUGUAGAAUAAUUACAUAAUAAAUACUAACAAAUAAUUAUCAAUGAUAUGUUGUACUUGAUUGACUGGGUUUGGGAUACAGAUAUUAUGUUUAGAAUUGCAUAAAUUAAAUUAUAAAUAAAACUGUUAAAUUUGUUUGUAAUAAAGUGGUUUGGAAUGCUGAUGGGAUCAUAUUUUCAUGAAUCUGUUUGUUUUGAAAUUCGAGUGAGGCAAUUUACUUGUUAAUCAAAUUUCAGUUUAUCCAUAUUUUAGUAAAUUAAUUUAUAUUUGCUUUUCUUCUAACCUCCAGCCUACCCCUGAAUAAAGCAGUUUUAAAAUCACAAGCUUGGGUUGAUAAAGAAAAUGUUUUCUGUAUUUAGAAAGAUAUAUGCAGAUGCUUUGAAUUCAAUAUGUGUAAUGAUAAUGGUUGUUACAGUAGACAGGAUAGUCCCAUGUUCAUGAAUUGUUUGAACUGUAUUUAUGUAUCUCUUCGGUUGACUUGAUAAAAUUUAUUAAUGUAAUGAAGGAUUUGUGGGAAGCUGAGCCGACCCGGGGCCCCUAUAUUUUUUUAAAUUAUAAACUCAAAGGAGCAAAAAAG